Trypanosoma brucei brucei TREU927 is the source of this 501-nucleotide messenger RNA. RefSeq names its product 60S ribosomal protein L17, putative. Gene Ontology annotation, biological process: cytoplasmic translation. The transcript has a single exon. The record is from RefSeq and is a predicted model, not a curated record. Gene Ontology annotation, molecular function: structural constituent of ribosome. Gene Ontology annotation, cellular component: cytosolic large ribosomal subunit; ribosome. Lineage: Eukaryota; Euglenozoa; Kinetoplastea; Trypanosomatida; Trypanosomatidae. Bases 1 to 501 code for a protein of 166 amino acids.
AUGGUGCAUUACUCCCGCAAGCCACAGGUUUCCUCGAAGACAGCCAAGGCGAAGAUCGCCGACCUCCGCUGCCACUACAAGAACACCUUCGAGACGGCUAAUGUGAUCAACGGCAUGAAGCUGCGUAAGGCCCAGCAGUUGUAUCGGCAGGUCCUCGCCAAAACCCGCUGCAUUCCCUUCAAGCGUUACAAUGGAAAGAUUGGCAAUACGGCACAAGCCAAGGAGUGGGGACAGACGAAGGGACGCUGGCCACGCAAGUCCGUUGUAGCGAUGCUCUCAUUGUUGAAGAAUGCUGAGGCAAAUGCCAUCGAGAAGGGACUCGACCCCGGAAAGAUGGUCAUUAAACACGUUCAGGUGGAUCAGGCCCCUCGCGUGCGUCGCCGUACGUUCCGUGCCCAUGGCCGCAUAACGCCGUACAUGCGCAGCCCGUGCCACGUACAGCUCUUCAUGACCCAGCCCCAGGAGCGCGUCCCUGUUCCCAAAAGCAAACCCAAGAAGUAG